This is a messenger RNA of Gasterosteus aculeatus aculeatus (three-spined stickleback), 2137 nucleotides long. RefSeq names its product F-box protein 15 (gene fbxo15). NCBI's taxonomy places the organism in Eukaryota, Metazoa, Chordata, Actinopteri, Perciformes, Gasterosteidae. Gene Ontology annotation, cellular component: SCF ubiquitin ligase complex. The record is from RefSeq and is a predicted model, not a curated record. Gene Ontology annotation, molecular function: protein binding.
UUGACCCGACGUCACCAUGGAGACUGGACGCGGAAACUCGGGUAAUUUAGUGACAUUAUCAAUGACUUCAUCGGCAGAUUAGUUUAACUAACUUAGCUUAACAAGACCAGACCAGCGCAACACAUGGCGGCACCAAAAGAAGACAUUUCCAGGACAGGACGGGCGGCGAGGACGUCGAAAAGAGCCGACAAAUCGUCUCCAGCGUCCAGUCCGAACUUAAUGGAAAGACUGCCAUCUGAGAUCCUGAUGAAGAUUCUGUCAUACCUAGACGCCGCCGCUCUUUUCAGCAUCAGCCACAUCAAUAAGCUCUUCUACCAGCUUGCAAAUGAUGAUGCUGUGUGGAACAAGAUAUACAUAGCAGGGUUUUUCAAGAACAAAAAGCGGGAGCCUAUUUGCACGGACGAGCUGUUGCUGAAGACGGCCGCAACAGAGGCGCGGGAUCGGGCCGCGGGCUACUGGAGGCGCCUGCACUUCACGUCUGUAGCUGCGUACGAAGUGAACAAGUGGAAAAGUCAUCUUAGACCCAUCAGCCUUCACACCGGGAUGCCCAGCCAGACGGAGCGGGUCCUCAGAAACUUGCACGUCAGCUGGGAGCUGACGGCGUCCGAUCACUCGGGCCGUCAGUGCACACGUGAACCGAGCUGGUCCCACUUCUGCGAGACCUCUGUGACUCUGUGCUGGAGCGGAGGAGGCUGCUUGGCCGACUACCAGCAGAUUUCCACCCUUCAAAUCCACGGCGUCAGGAGGAUUGCCCUCAACUGCCCCGGCCUGAAGACACCAGGAUGGAGGUCCCUCAUGGCGAAGCUAGACAUGGAGGCUCUGGCUGAAAGCCCGCAGGUCAUUGGACAGGACAGACUAGUCGAACUGAAGCUGCCACAGCCCGGCGUCAUCAUCGGAGUCUGGAGGGAUCAGCCAUCAGUUGCAUUUGUCAUGGUCACCCUUCACUUCCACAGGCUGCUGGAAAGAAGCAGCCAGGGAUCUUCUGUUCGCCCCUACGUGGAGCCGAUAAUUAAAUCCCCUUUUGAUGACAUAGACCCAGAAUAUGGUCUCCAUGGCUACCAACUACACAUUGUUCUCUACAACAGUGCGUGCACGAUCAUGUCCAGAAGCUUCCCCCAGAUCUUCUGCAGGAGAACUCAGAUCAGCGAUGGUCUAAUCCCGCUGCCUGCCAUUAGCAGCACAAUUAACUCGCAGCACACACCUCUAUCCUGCGGCAUCAGCCUUCCCUGGAGGUGUGAGGCCCUGCAGGGCGCAGUGAAGAAUUGCUGCAUCAUGAGUUUGACUCUACUGGACGAAUUCAAGACCCCUUUCUGGUGUGUCGCCUCUCCUGUUUCCAUGGAACGCGAGAAGAAUUCUGUCUCCUACGACUAUGACGGGAAGCACUUCCUGAUCCACUAUCGCGACUCAGAGGGUCAGGUGAAGAUGAACCUUGUCUGGAUGAAGGAACAGAAGCAGUUUUUUGUUAUUUCAUUAGUUGUCUCUGUGUCUGUUUGCAAAGUCAACAAACAUUUCAAUAGAAACUACUGAACCUGCAGUAUUUCUUGAGCAGGCUGUAAGGUUUUAAUUACAACUGUUAUUUUGAUUAAUGAUUCUGAUUGAUCUUUUAACCUGUCAAUUAAACAUAUGUUUGCUACGUGAUAUACUUGUAUCAUUUUAUAUCAGCAUAUAUACCUUAGCAGAAAUGAUUUACUGAUAUUUUUGAUUUGCAGAAAAUGUUGCUGUUCAAAAGAGGAUUUUUUAUUAUUUUGUAUUUAAAUGCUGUAAUGUAAAUAAUAAUAAUUUGCUUUGAAAGUCUAAUUACUUGUAACUUGGUGUUACAUUAACAUUUUUAUAGCGUUUUGAGACAGUCAAGAGGAGGUAGGGGAAAGAAAUGUCAAAUGGGACAUUUAAUAAACAAUUUACUGUUGAAUUGCCUGAUUGAAAGAUAUUGAAAGCAUCAUCAAUCUGAGACAAAACAAGCACUAUGUGCAGACGUAUGAGGUAUUUUUUAUCGGUCUUAAAUCCGUAGUCAGAAUCACACUUUUGUGCAUGUGAUUAUUUAUCACGGUGACAACUGAGUUGGCCCUCUUGACUUAUUCAAUGCAAUAAGAGUAAUCAAUUCUUUUCGCCGAACAAAUAAAGCUGUGAGUUUAGAUUA